CUGAAAUCCGUCGGGCUGUAUGGGCUCGGGGGAUUUUAUCGCGAUCGUAAACUAAAAUGGCUUGCAAUAUCAAGCCCAUGCACAAAAGCAAACAUUUUCCAAUAGACCAGCUAGUAUGUGUCGGCAACUACGAGCUGGAAAAGACAAUCGGUACUGGAAAUUUCGCAGUUGUAAAACUCGCCACACAUGUUAUUACUAAGAGUAAGGUCGCAAUAAAAAUAAUUGAUAAGUCGAGGCUUGACGAGGACAAUUUAAAGAAGACAUUCAGAGAAAUAGCAAUAAUGAAACGGUUAAGGCAUCCGCACAUCGUCAGACUGUAUCAGGUUAUGGAAAGUACACACACACUCUACCUGGUGACGGAGUACGCGCCAAACGGGGAGAUAUUUGAUCACCUAGUGACGCGCGGGCGCAUGCCCGAGUCGGAGGCGGCGCGCGCGUUCGCCCAAAUGGUGGCCGCCGUCGGCUACUGUCACGCGAACGACGUGGUGCACAGGGAUUUGAAGGCCGAGAACCUGUUGCUGGAUAGGGAUAUGAAUAUUAAGCUGGCGGACUUCGGUUUCAGCAAUAAGUACACGAAGGGAUCACCGCUGUCCACCUGGUGCGGGAGUCCACCCUACGCGGCGCCCGAGCUGUUCGAGGGACGCCAAUAUGAUGGGCCCAAGGCUGAUAUAUGGUCGCUCGGCGUCGUGCUGUACGUGCUGGUGUGCGGCGCGCUGCCGUUCGACGGCGGCACGCUCAGCGAGUUGCGCAGCGUAGUCGUCAGUGGCAAGUUUAGGAUACCGUACUUUAUGUCGCAGGAUUGCGAGCACCUCAUCAGGCACAUGCUGGUGGUGGAGCCGGAGCGGCGCUACACGCUGCAGGCGGUGGCGAAGCACCACUGGCUGCGGGCGCGCGCCCCCGCGGGGAAGGACGCCGACCUGUCGGCCGGCGAGUGCGGCUGUCACCCGGCGGGGGCGAAGCCCGAGGACUCCGCCGCGCACGACGCGGCGCUCUCGCACAUGCUCACACUGCCGGGGCUCAGCCACGGCCUUAUACAGCAGUCAGUCAACGAAGAGAGGUUCGACCAUAUAUCGGCGAUAUAUCACCUGCUGGUGGACAAGCUCUUGCAGAGGGACGACGGCGCACAAGCAGAUUCGUUAGAUUCGAACACGGGACUUCCGCUAGAUCUUACUGGGAAAAAGAGCGACUGCGGUGACGUGGAAAGCAUGGAGGCUGAGGAAACGCUGGCCUACCUCACCGGCGAUGGGCAGGAGCACGAGCUGGAAAGGCACGCGACGCGGCGCCACACCGUCGGCCCGGGCGACUGCCGGCACGCGCACGCGCAGGUCGGAGAGCUAUCGUCCUGUGGGGCUGCGUCAGCCGACCUCAGGCCUGCGCCCCUGUGUGCGUCCACGCACUUACAUCAGCAGGCGGCGGCGCGCGUGGCGCUGCUGCCGCACACGGACCUGGCGGGCAAGCUGCCGGCCGUGCAGCACCGCCCGCCGCACCACUUCAGCGUCAAGGACCAGCACCUGCUGAAGCCGCCGCAGGCGAUGCUGCACCACGCGUCGUCGUUCGGGCGUCGCGCGUCGGAUGGCGGCGCGCACGUGGGCCGCACGCACUCGCCGGCCUGCACGCACGCGCACCACGUAUCGGACAGCGGGACAACGAACCGGUCCGACGAUUCGGAGCGUACAGAGGAACAGACAUCCGAAUCGCAGUACAAUAGCAAUCUUUGCAGGUACAUGCUGAAUCGCGGAAGCAGUAAGCGACACACGAUGGCGACACCGGAGGACGCCGCCACCGUGUGCGCGUCCACAACCAUGGCAAGCACGUCGCCGUCAUCUUCAGCGAACAUUAGAGUGAGAAGAACGGGCUUACUGACUGUCACAGAGCGGCCACCGGUCAUAAGUCCGGAAUUAGUCAUGGAAGUCGAGGCGAGGAUGAAACGCAACUACCUGCCGCCGUCCAUACAAUAUAGCCCCGGCUAUUCGAGCCCGCCGCACUCGCAACCCUCGCAACCCCCGAGCCAGGGGUCGAUUACCGCGGGAACCCCCAACUAUAGCAAAUCCAUGAAGCCAGUGCUUGAAACGAUACCGCAGGGGAGCGUUAUGGGGUCGAUCACGUCUGGGACGCCCAUCGCGCAAGCUGUGACCCCGUUAACCCCCGCCAUGAACCCCCCGAGCACUGGGUCAAUAGUGUCCGGGACCCCGAUUAAUAUGGACCAGCUGUUCCCAAACUUUGGCUUCACCGCGAACAUGGGGUCCAUCACCAGUGGGACCCCGGUGCCUACGCUGACCGGUGGGAAUAUGGGAUCCAUCAGUGGGAAUAUGGGGUCAAUAACGAGUGGGACGCCGGUGCCGACACUGUCUAGUGGGAAUAUGGGUUCGAUAACCAGUGGGACGCCAGUGCCCACGCUGUCGAGCGGCAACGCGAUCCCCAGUGGGUCUAUAACGGCUGGGACGGCGAUGAGCUCGCAGUACACGAGGCACAGAAAGUAUUCGGGCCCGCAGCGGGUCAAAUUGCAAACGCUGGCCACGGUGCAAGAGAUGGCUCGCGAACACCCGGAGCGCUAUUCGCCGGUCCGUCGCGCGGAGUGCUCGCCGCCGAGGCAGACGCACGACAUCGCGUCCGCGAGGCUCGAGUACCAGCAGUUGCAGCGCGGCUUAGAACGAAGGUCGGGGCAGAGCGCCAGCGCUUCGCCUCUAGAACCGCGGUUGCAUGCGCCUGCGUCGUUACCUGGAUCACCGAUUCACACGGGCGCAUCACCACCUCUCGACCUGUCCGGUGAUCACACGAGAGACAGGGACUUAGCGCUCAAACUCGGUCUGAAUCUGAACAACCUGUACACCGCGCACAUGCCUCCGGACGUGCUGAAGUCCAUCCACUCGUACGGCAGCUUCGGCAGAGCCUCCCCAGCGAGCCCAGGCUCCCCGCUGCAUCAGAUCACCGAGGGGCUGAGCUACCUGCACACGGGCUCCAUCACCCGCGGCACCCCCCAGCCCAGCUCCACCCCUCUCGACCUGCGCAGCAACGUCGACAUGGAGACCAGCUACCCCCACUACUCCAACAUUGUCAGCAUCAGCUCCGGGUUCAGCGAGAACCGCGGCAGUUUCUCCGAGCAUAGGGAGUCCUUCUCCUUCUCGGACAGGGGCAGUUUUUCGGAGCGGGGUGACUAUGGUCGAUCCUCGUUCUCAGAGAAGAGCGACUUCGGCAGAGGCAGCUUCUCUGAGAAAGGCGAGACGCCCAGGUCGUCGAUCUCGGCGCAAGGUGUCCUCGGCGAGGUCAAGGAGUACUACGAGGACGUCUACAUGCCCAGGGAGGGGGAAAACGAACCGGCGAUCGACCAGAUCCAAAGGUCUACCAUGGACCUGAGGCUGACGGAGAUCUGCAGACCGGCGGAACAGAAGAUACCGAUUCUGCUCAACCCGCAGCAGAUUUCGUGCGUGCAGGAGUAUUACGAAGUGGCGCUUUCGACGGUUUGCUCGCAACUCGACUCGCACAGAAUCGUGGAGCUGCUGAUGGAGACCAUAAACACGCGGGUGCCGCCGCAGAACAUUUUCGUGGAGUCAGCAAAGAACAGCGACGAGGAGCUCAGCGGGUUCCUCAACCUGGAGUACUCCGGCGGCAUUCAGAUCGAGCUGGUGGUCUGCGAGGACAAAGCGAAGGAGAUGAAGGGUCUCAAGAUGAGGAGGAUAUCGGGCGAUCAGCGGGAGUACGGGAAGCUGUGCCAGCAGUUGAUCACCAGUUUGACAGUUUGAGGCGUUGUGUAGUGUGGUGGACGGAACCCGGAUUGAGUUCGCACUCAAACUCAAACUCCAGACAGUUAUUUGUUCAAGUAGACAUGUUUGAGGUGCAUUUUUGGUGGUCGGAAUACAAUGCGGGGACGCAAUUGUAAUAUGAAUAAAAGAGUUCAAACGCAACACGUAAUGUAACUUGAUAAAAAGCAAUAAUUUUUCGUUACGUUCGUAUUAAAAUGCAAUGUUCUCGAAUUUUGUCGGUGUACACAAUACAAUUGCAGUGGGAGUGAGAGAAGUUUUGUUCAUUGCCCUCUUUUUUAUCUUAAA
Messenger RNA from Zerene cesonia (dogface butterfly), 4046 nucleotides. It is a transcript of the gene Sik3, whose product is annotated as serine/threonine-protein kinase SIK3. Lineage: Eukaryota; Metazoa; Arthropoda; Insecta; Lepidoptera; Pieridae. The transcript is spliced from 24 exons. Gene Ontology annotation, cellular component: cytoplasm. The record is from RefSeq and is a predicted model, not a curated record. Bases 57 to 3740 code for a protein of 1227 amino acids. Gene Ontology annotation, biological process: protein phosphorylation; microtubule cytoskeleton organization; intracellular signal transduction. Gene Ontology annotation, molecular function: tau-protein kinase activity; protein serine/threonine kinase activity; ATP binding.